Calypte anna (Anna's hummingbird) is the source of this 1107-nucleotide messenger RNA. RefSeq names its product proline rich 22 (gene PRR22). Lineage: Eukaryota; Metazoa; Chordata; Aves; Apodiformes; Trochilidae. Bases 1 to 1107 code for a protein of 368 amino acids. The transcript is spliced from 3 exons. The record is from RefSeq and is a predicted model, not a curated record.
AUGGCCUGGAUACCAGUGCAGCACCCCCAGUGUGGCUCCCGAGCCCCCCCAGCUCUGCAGUUCCUUCAGUCUUAUAGGCUCCCAAAACCCUUCUAUCCCCAAGGGCUGCAGAGGGCUCCCAGCGGCUGCUUCCUCCACCCAUGGGUCUUCCACGAGGCAACGAGCACCAAAGUGCCUCCACCAGACACCUCCACGCUGGGCAGUGGCACUGCUGCUCUACCAGCUACCCUGUGGGGUCCUGGGGGCUGUGGGACAUCCCUGGCCUGGACAGCCCCUAGGACCCUCCAGGGCCAACAGCAGCCCUACCACCAUCAGGGCAGAGUGGUGGCCCCAGCCCCCCCAGCACUACCAACAUCCAGCCCCACCUGCAAGCACACCAGGGAGGGAAAUGAAGAGGCCUCAGGCUCAGUAACCUCUUUAGGGACACUCCCAGGUAGUGACAUCCCCACAGGCAGUGGUGACAUCUUCCCAACCAGUGAUAUUCCUCCGAGCAGCCAUGUCCCCCCAGCAGAAGCGUUCCCCCGAGGUCCCUGUGCUGGUCCCCACUCCACAGCCCUCGAGAACACAACUGGUGACUUGGCACUGCCUGAGGAAGUGCCCCUUGAAGAGGCCCUGCGGAUCUUUGACUGCUCCCUGGAGGCAGUGGGGAACACACAGAAGGUUCCCAGCAGCAGCCCCGAGCCUGCGAGUCCUGGUAACACUGAUGCAACCACCCUCACCUUCGAUUUUGCCUCCCUCUUGCUUCCUGAGGACCUGCUCACACCUGACUACAGUGUCCCUGAGACCAGAGAUGCCUUCUUGAGCAUCGAUGAAUUCAUCAUGGGGCUGGAGGCCCAGGAGCUGUGGGAGGAGGAGGGUGUUUCUGCAGAUCGGCUCCGUGCCUGUGUGGCAGAAGGGAGUGCAGCGGCCACCGGGAAAUGGCCCCUUGGAGAUGCCAAAGGUCCCAUGAGGCCCAAACCAGAACCAGCAAGCAGAGCCCUAAGGGGCUCCCCAGGGCCGAGUCAGUACCAGUGGGACAGGGCAAUGGUGGUGGGGACUGCCCUGCCUCUGCCCCUGCAGUUUUAUUGUUACUGUGUUCAAAAACACAAGGCAGGGCAUGACUGGUGA